AGUCAAACGGCGGUUGUUGACGGAUGUAAACCUUUGUUCAGCGAAAGCGGAUUAUCGACAUGACUGAGUGCGUUGACCUUAGCUAGCCGAUCUGUUUACGCCUGUACUUCGUGCUGCAUUGACUGCUGUUUUCGGACCAGAGGGAUGAUUGGAGCGCUGGUGAACGUCCGGAGAGGAGCACGCUCUCCGCCUUUGCUCACGGUCACCCUCGUCGCUUGCAUCCUCCUGUUCGGGUUCAACUACUGGGUGUCCAGCUCGAGAAAUGUGGAGCUGCAGACUAAGCUGCUGGAGCUGGAGGAAGCUGUGAGGCGGGCGGCGGCCGAGAGGGCACGGGAGCAGGUGGGCCGGACCGCGGCGGAGGAACAAGUACGCAGGCAAACAGAACAGCUGGCCCUCUUGGAGGGAGCUCACCAGAGACGGCAGCAGAGCGCCCUGAGCUUGUGGAAACAAGAGAAGGAGAGUCUACUGCUCAACAUCUCUUCCACUGCUAAAACUGUUCAGGAUAUGAAAAACCAGAUGAAGAGUCUGCGCGAGGACCUCAGUAAGGUGCAGAAGGAGCUGCAGUCAUGCCAGAACAACAUGAACACACUGAAUAAGAAACUCACCUACGACAUGACUCAGUGUAACACGCAGAUAUUAGCCCAGAAGGAGGAGUGUAAUGAAAAGGUCGCAGCAGCCAAACUGGAGGUCCAGAAGAAGUAUGAGAAGCAAAAUGCAGCAGCAGCUGCUGUUCAGCCUGGCGUUGACGCCACUCAGAAAGCAGUCGUCUCUAAACCCGUGUCAGAAGUGCUCGCUGGAAACGACUCGGCGGAAAACGCCGGAAAACCCCUGAAGAGAGAACCAGCUCCAGGAACCAAGCCCAAAACUGAUGAUCACCUUGAAACCAAUGAGAUUCCACAAGAUCAAGCUGUUCUAACCGCGAAUGAUUCAGACAAGCUGGAGUUGCCAUCCAUCCCCUUACUGCCCAAGCAGAACAGCACCCUGAACAGCCUAACCAAUGCCAUGGAAGGAGUGAUGGACAUUAAAGGAGGAGACUCGAAGGAUGCAGAUGCUCUUUUAGACGCCGCUGCGGUCGCUAACGUGAAAGAAGAAGAAGACGCCAUAGAAUACGACAACGAAGGCGAGAUUGAGAAACGGCUGUCUAAGCUAAAAGACGAUAAAGCAGCUGCGCAGGAGUUUGAUGAGGAGCUGGCCGACUACAACGGCGACGAUGAGAACGAACCCGAAUUCGAAGCUGACAAACAAGCAGAGCUCGCCAAGGUCUAACACACACGCACACAGAGACUUACACUUGUGCCUGAGGAGUGGGGUUAACCCUCCAUUCAGUUCCUGCUGGGUUCAACAGUUCUAACCCCAGAUCGCUUAACCGCCGUUUGUAUGAUGGCGAGCAGGCACGGAAUUUACGUUACUGCUCAGUUUCGCUGACGUUUCUCCUCACGCACACCGAGUCUCUCACCUCUGGUUGCACAUCACAAUGUUGAACAGGUUGGAACACCGAACCAUAUUCCUAAAGCUGGAGUCUUUUAUUGUUUUUAUACGCUGCACUGAAAUCUGGAAGUUUCACAUGGUCAAAUCUCUUCUCUGUUUCAACUCCUAACGCUGAGUAGCGUACUAGAACCGCUGCCAAGUGAACCUUCUGCUCUCACGGUCUGCUGUAAAUGGUGGAAAAGGGCGGAGAAACAACAUUUGAUUUUUCAAAAUGAGCAACAUGUCAAAUGAGAACAAUGACCAGGUGUCAAAUUAGAAGCAAAAAUGUUUGGGGUUUGUUUGUUUGGUUUUUUUUUUAAAUCGAGGGUUCCUAUGCAAACAGUUCGUACUUGUGUGUAGUGCAAGAGUUUUUUUACAUGUUUACAUUGUGUGCGUGAUUUGAGACGUAACCCAAGAGUUACAAUAUGUAACAUUACUAGCUCCGUUAUAAUGCGGAAAUAAAAUCUAGGAUAUGCUGAAGUUGAAUAUUUUCCCAUAAUGGCAUGCCAUGAAAUUUUUUUUUUUUAAUCCCAUUAUACCACAGAAAUUCAAAUAGCCUCAGCAACCAUUUUUCUCUCUCGAAGUUAAUAAUACAACCGACACUGGAGACUCCUUCCAUAAAUGUUAAAUAAACAUUUAAGAGUGUAAAUAUUUUCUUAAUAAUAUAUUUAGAACCAAGCAGAUGUUUUCAAAACACUGAAAAUCUGAUCAAUGUAGAAUUUUUUUUUAAUAAUAUUUUAGUUAAUGAUGUUAAUCAAUGCAAGAAGCUUUUGCUCUGAGAAGAGGUUUGAUUGAUGAAACUCCCACAAUCUAAGUGCAGAUCUUUCUAGAAAUCAUGCUAAUCUGAAUGUAUGUACAAUUGAUCAAAGUAUGGUCAUUAACUUAUUACCAUUUUGCUGAAAUCGGUAACAUUGCAGUUGAUUGUGUGCUUGUUAGGAACCUCUUAGUCGACACAAGUUCAGAAAAAAAAUUAAGCUAAACUGUAUUUAAAGCCAAGCUUUAUAGUGGGGAAGUUCUGUUGCGUUUAUGAAAAUUGUUCGGAUUAAGAAUUGUCAAUAAAACCUAAUACCAAAUAACUGUC
Messenger RNA from Ictalurus furcatus (blue catfish), 2548 nucleotides. RefSeq names its product golgi membrane protein 1 (gene golm1). The record is from RefSeq and is a predicted model, not a curated record. Bases 145 to 1266 code for a protein of 373 amino acids. Gene Ontology annotation, cellular component: Golgi apparatus. The transcript has 10 exons. NCBI's taxonomy places the organism in Eukaryota, Metazoa, Chordata, Actinopteri, Siluriformes, Ictaluridae.